AUUCAUCGUUGCUUAUGUCAGAGUCAGUCCAAGUAGUGUGAAAAGAGAAGACAUCGACAGAUCCUUCCCAGUUUCCUUUCCUUGGAGAGGACGCAGCACGCCAUCUCUGACCACUCACAGCCAGCUAGCUUGCUCCACCACACUUCCCCUAUAAAUACACCACCAGCAGCUAGCUCGCUCACUCAUCAGCCUCGCUCUCGCCAAGCCAAGACACAAAGAAACCCAACGGCGAGCGAUCGAGGCAGGAAAUCCAGCCGAUCAGGAUGUCGUCGCAGCAGCAGCAGCCAGUGAAGCUCAUCACGGCGUUCGGCAGCCCGUUCGCGCACCGCGUGGAGGUGGCGCUCGCGCUCAAGGGGGUGCCGUACGAGCUGGUCGUGGAGGACCUGGCCAACAAGAGCGAGCUCCUGCUCGCACACAACCCCGUCCACCGCUCCGUCCCCGUCCUCCUCCACGGCGGCCGCGCCGUAUGCGAAUCCCUCGUCAUCGUCGAGUACGUCGACGAGGCGUUCCACCGCGGGGCGGCGCCGCGGAUCCUCCCCGCCGACCCCUACGACCGCGCCACCGCUCGCUUCUGGGCCCACUUCAUCGCCGACAAGUGCCUGAAGCCGCUGUGGCUGUCGAUGUGGACGGCCGGCGAGGCGCAGGCGCGGUUCGCGAGGGAGACCAAGGAGAGCCUGGCGGUCCUGGACGCGCAGCUCGAGGGCAGGAGGUUCUUCGGCGGCGAGGCCCUCGGCUUCGUCGACCUCGCCGCCUGCACGCUGGCGCACUGGCUGGACGUGCUGGAGGAGGUGGCCGGGGUGCGCCUGGCGGGGGACGGCGAGUACCCUGCCCUGCGCCGGUGGGCCAAGGAGUACACCGCCGACAAGACCGUCAGGAGGUUCCUGCCCGACAGGGGCGAGCUCGUCGCCUUCUUCGCCGCCAACAAGGAGAGGUACUCGUCGAGGGUCAGGGCGGCGAUGAUUUGAAGCUGGAGAAAAUUUUCAAAUAUGCCAAGUGUACGAGUGUGUAAACAUUAUUUAAAUUUUACCGUGUUUCAGGGGAAAAAUUCGUUUCAAACAAGGUAAAUAAAUUCGUAAUUUGUACAUA
Panicum virgatum (switchgrass) is the source of this 1086-nucleotide messenger RNA. RefSeq names its product glutathione transferase GST 23-like. Gene Ontology annotation, cellular component: cytoplasm. Gene Ontology annotation, molecular function: glutathione transferase activity. The transcript is spliced from 2 exons. The coding region runs from base 264 to 965 and encodes 233 amino acids. Gene Ontology annotation, biological process: glutathione metabolic process. Lineage: Eukaryota; Viridiplantae; Streptophyta; Magnoliopsida; Poales; Poaceae. The record is from RefSeq and is a predicted model, not a curated record.